AUGAAAGAUCGGCAAUCCGCACCAGGAGAUGGUAUUAGAUCUCUAAAAACUUCCAGAGUGUUUCGGAUCAUCAACUUUGAGCUUUACUCGAAACCGAAUAAAGUCAUCAUGGCAUUAGGACUUGUGUCAAUAUCAUUCACAUUUGGAUAUCUAGUGUACAUGAGACACCAAUAUGAAAAAAUGGGAUAUUAUCCAGCUGUUGCAGAAGAUGGCCGCCAUGAAGUAUACAAACAAAGACAAUCCAAAUGGGAUUGA
This is a messenger RNA of Macrosiphum euphorbiae (potato aphid), 255 nucleotides long. Lineage: Eukaryota; Metazoa; Arthropoda; Insecta; Hemiptera; Aphididae. The record is from the annotation of a GenBank genome assembly.